AAAAAUUUUGCCGCGCGCAUGGAUCAGUCAGAAUGAGAUAUUUUCCAGCGCUCGCGGAUCGGAGGCGAUGGGCAUGAUAUCUGGACCGUGCAAAAUGCCCCUCGAUUUUGCAAUUUUUUUUCUCACAGCAAUCACAUCACAACGCGUGCCACCCAAGCCUUUUGACGUGUAUCAAGGUUACCUCCCGCCAAGAAAUAACACCCUAUUCACAUUUCUCCGACAGCCGCGAUAAUUGGGUAAAGCUGCACUCCUUUAGCCGAGACUUGUUCCAUUGGUGAACUUUCCAACCUCGUUACUUUGACCAUCACUGAUUGAACCUUACCGAGUUAUUUCACUGAUUCCUUGAAUAUACACCCAUACACACGAUGCCAAACAAAGAGAACGACGUGGUUCCCAUAGCCCCAACGACUCCAGUGACAGCAGUACCAACGGUAGCAAAACAAGCUACCGCCGCGGCACCUGCGGCCCCAAAACAAGCUGCUAGCGAAGCUACUCCAAAAUCUGCUGCAACUGCGGCGACUCCUUUCCCUACCCUUCACGUAAGCUCCAACCGCGAAACAACCCCCCCACCGUGCAUCAAGGCCAGCGAGGAUGGCCCGUUGAAAUACACUAACUCAGUUUCCUUCACUGAACCCUCUGCGAUCGAGCGCUCGCACCGUGGUUCCAUCUCUGCACGACCUUCAACCACCAAUGUGUCAGGGGAUGCGCCAGUGUCGGCUCUUGCUGCGCUCUCAGCGAAUCCACGCGCGGCGCUCUCGACAAAUCCGCGCGUAGCGCCUUCGCGCACGCCUUCAGUGCCUUCGCGCCAGGCGUCCAUCACUUCACGCCAGAGCUCCAUUACAGGCGACUUUUUGCAGUUUGCUGCCCCUUCCAGCCGCUACGCUAAUUAUGACAUUGCGCCUACGUUCCCGUUGCCGCAGUCGCCUAGCAGUGUGGCUUCCCCUGUCUCAGACGAAGAGCGUCUCUUGCCGGAGCUUGCGCGUGCGCCGCUGAUCGUGCGCCGCAAAGCCGUGAAGCAGGUCAUCCUGGUGCCGACGGGCCCCCCUAUUCCGUUCACACAGUACUUGCAGCGCCACGAUGACGAAAAGAUUCACAUUUUACUCGGGGUAUCAGGCUCGGUUGCCACCAUCAAGGUGCCGCUUAUUAUCGACAAGCUCUACGAGAUCUACGGACCGGACAAGAUGAGCGUGCAAGUAGUAGCGACCAACGCCGCGUCCCACUUCCUCAACGGGUUGAAGAUUCAGGCCGAGGUCAAGGUGUGGCGUGACAAAGAUGAAUGGUGCACGCCCGAGAGCCGCAGUCGCAGCGUGGGCGAUCCGAUUUUACAUGUUGAGUUGCGUAAGUGGGCAGAUAUUUUGUUAGUGGCGCCGCUCUCUGCAAACACGUUGGCGAAAAUGGCCAACGGGCUUAGCGACAAUCUCUUGACGUCGAUCAUCCGCGGUUGGAAUCCGAUGACACCGAUAAUUGUCGCGCCCGCCAUGAACACGUUCAUGUACACGCAUCCAAUGACCAAGCGCCACGUGACCCAGUUGGUCGCCGACUGCCCCUGGAUCGAGGUGCUCAAGCCGGUUGAGAAAGUGUUGGUCUGCGGUGACAUAGGAAUGGGUGGUAUGCGCGAGUGGAGUGAAUGCGUCGAGAUUGUGCGCAAGCGGCUCAUCAGCAUCCGCAAUGCUAAGCUAGGCAUCGAAGGUGACGAGGAUGAGGAGGAUGAGGAGGAUGAGGAUGAGGAUGAGGAGGAUGAUGAGGAGGAUGAGGAGGACGAUGAUGAGGAAGUCCAUGAUCCGGAUGCCCAAGCGUAAUGUACCUCGAAUGGAUG
Molecule: messenger RNA, 1816 nt
Organism: Babjeviella inositovora NRRL Y-12698
Lineage: Eukaryota; Fungi; Ascomycota; Pichiomycetes; Serinales
Exons: 1
Coding region: 366-1799 (477 amino acids)
Biological process (GO): coenzyme A biosynthetic process
Cellular component (GO): phosphopantothenoylcysteine decarboxylase complex
Molecular function (GO): phosphopantothenoylcysteine decarboxylase activity; FMN binding
Source: RefSeq, a predicted model, not a curated record